AAUGUAUUUAUAUUUCUCCAAUACACCCUAAGAUUUUUCGGGUUUGGUUUAAUUUUAUGCAAGACUAAAUCAAUGUAUUUUAGGGUUUAAAUGGCCUAUUUUCACAGAGAAAGGAAGGCGCUCUGAACAUUAGAAGGAAGGCAAAGCCCUUCGGGGAGGAGAGACUCGGCCUCGGGACGCAACCCCCGCCGGCGACACCCUUACUAGGCAAAGUCCUCGCGUUCUCAACUGCCGCCGGGUAACCACUUCCUCAACCCUCAUUGCUAAGGAGCUCGACACCCCCCAACUCGGCCCUGCCGUAAACCUGCGCGCUCUUGCGACAUUGCCGCGCCUGCCGCUGCGUGCGCGCCCUCUGCCCCCACUCUCCGCCCUGACCGCCAUUGCCUCGUGCCCGCGCCGGUCGGUUGGUGGCGCCUUUGUCCUACGGCGGGCAGGUGGGCUGAGGCGGAGGCGGCGGCGGCGGCGGGCCUGAGGCGAAGGAGCGGCCGGGAGCCCGCCGCGCUGGUAGCGAUUCUGUCCACUGGAAUACAGUGCAAGGCACACUGAAAGGAGGCCCUGCUUCAUGGAAUAUUGGAACUUUUGAGACAAUGGAGUCCAGCUUUUACUUUUUAACAUAAAAUAUAUUAAUAAGGCAGCGGAAAGAAGAAAUAUGAAUACGGCUCCAUCAAGACCCAGCCCCACACGAAGAGAUCCAUUUGCCUUUAGAGACAGUCGAGAAACAAGACGUGAUCGAUCCCCAAUUCGAGGAAGUCCAAGGAGAGAGCCCAGGGAUGGCAGAAAUGGCCGGGAUGCCCGGGAUAGCAGAGACAUGCGAGACCCCCGAGACCUGCGGGACCACAGAGACAGCAGAGAUGUCCGUGACCACAGAGACAGAAGUCUGCGUGAUGCUCGGGACAUGAGGGACCUUAGAGACUUUCGUGAUCUAAGAGACACUAGGGAUUUUCGAGAUCACCGGGACCCCAUGUACGACAGAUACCGAGAGAUGCGCGACUCUCGCGACCCCAUGUACAGGAGAGAAAGCUCUUAUGAUCGAUACCUGCGAAUGGAUGACUAUUGCAGGAGAAAGGAUGAGCCUUACUUUGAUCGUUACAGAGAUAGCUUUGAUGGACGAGGCCCUCCAGGCCCAGAAAGUCAGUCUCGUGCAAAAGAGCGUUUGAAACGUGAAGAACGGCGUAGAGAAGAGCUUUAUCGUCAAUAUUUUGAAGAAAUCCAGAGACGCUUCGAUGCUGAGAGGCCCGUUGAUUGUUCUGUGAUUGUGGUCAACAAGCAGACUAAAGAUUAUGCUGAAUCUGUGGGGCGGAAGGUGCGAGACCUAGGCAUGGUAGUGGACUUGAUCUUCCUCAACACAGAGGUUUCACUGUCACAAGCCUUGGAGGAUGUUAGCAGGGGAGGGUCUCCUUUUGCUAUUGUCAUCACCCAGCAACACCAGAUUCACCGUUCCUGUACAGUCAACAUCAUGUUUGGAACCCCACAAGAGCACCGCAACAUGCCCCAGGCAGACGCCAUGGUGCUGGUGGCCAGAAAUUAUGAGCGCUACAAGAAUGAAUGCCGGGAGAAGGAACGUGAGGAGAUUGCCAGACAGGCAGCCAAGAUGGCCAAUGAAGCCAUUCUCCAGGAAAGAGAGCGAGGCGGCCACCCUGCAGCCAUCCAAAGCCUCAUCAACCUGCUGGCCGACAACAGGUACCUCACGGCCGAAGAGACUGACAAGAUCAUCAACUACCUGCGCGAGAGGAAGGAGCGGCUUAUGAGGAGUAGCACCGACUCUCUGCCUGGCCCGAUUUCCCGCCAAUCACUCGGGGCGACCUCGGGUGCCUCGCUGAAGACACAGCCAAGCUCCCAACCGCUCCAGAGCGGCCAAGUGCUCCCCUCUGCUACACCCACUCCAGCUGCACCCCCCACCUCCCAGCAAGAGCUUCAGGCCAAAAUCCUCAGCCUCUUCAACAGUGGCACGGUUGCGGCCAAUAGCAGCUCUGCAUCCCCUUCGGUUGCUGCCGGAAACACCCAGAACCAGAAUUUUUCCACAGCAGCAAACAGCCAGCCUCAGCAAAGAUCACAGGCCUCUGGCAAUCAGCCUCCAAACAUUUUGGGACAGGCAGGAUCUGCUCAGAACAUGGGCCCCAGGCCUGGGUCUCCUUCCCAAGGGCUCUUUGGCCAGCCUUCCAGUCGCCUGGCACCUGCCAGCAACAUAGCCAGCCAGAGGCCUGUGUCUUCCACGGGUAUCAACUUUGACAAUCCAAGUGUACAGAAGGCUCUGGACACCCUGAUCCAGAGUGGCCCUGCUCUCUCCCACCUGGUUAGCCAAACCACAGCACAGGUGGGGCAGCCCCAGGCGCCCAUGGCAUCUUAUCAGAGGCAUUACUGAGGCUCGGUCGCUCAGCUACCCCAGCCCCCUCGCCCCUGGCCACCUCCCACCUGUUGCAUUCUAACUAGAGUUAUUUGGAGGAUGUUCUCUGCGCCUACCCAGGUCCACAUCAAGUGUCAGAAGUUUCUACCACCUGCUCUCUUCUGCCCAAGGCGUGUUGCUUAUUCCUUCCAGAGUCAAGAGUUUAUACUGCAUUUGGGGGUGUGUCUUUUUUUGUUUUUGGGUUUUUUUUUGUAGAAAAUAAAUAUCUUUGGGGUCACUUGGGUGGCAG
Hipposideros armiger (great roundleaf bat) is the source of this 2633-nucleotide messenger RNA. It is a transcript of the gene NCOA5, whose product is annotated as nuclear receptor coactivator 5. The coding region runs from base 650 to 2362 and encodes 570 amino acids. Gene Ontology annotation, cellular component: nucleoplasm. NCBI's taxonomy places the organism in Eukaryota, Metazoa, Chordata, Mammalia, Chiroptera, Hipposideridae. Gene Ontology annotation, biological process: regulation of signal transduction. The transcript has 9 exons. The record is from RefSeq and is a predicted model, not a curated record.